CGCGGCAGGGGGCGUGGUCGCGCCGCCUCUGCCGCUCCGGUUCCAGCCCAGCCUCACGGAUUCAGAGAUGGAAAUCCCGAGGCCGCUCCCAGCUCACGGGACACCACAGGGCGGCAGCGGCUGUGGCGGUAGCUCCGCGGGCGGCGUCCGGGUCCACCGAAGUCCUGACCUGUCGGCUGGUCAGACCCCGGCGCGCCGCCUCCUGCUGCUCCGGGGCCCCCAAGAUGGCGGGCCCGGGCGGCGGCGCGAAGAGGCCCGCACUGCCUCACGGGGCCUGGGCCCGAGCUUGUUGGCGCCGAGGCCGGAUCCUGCCGGCGGCGGCGGCGGCGGCGGCUGCGGCGGCGGCGGCGGCGGCGGCGGCGACGACGACUUCUUCCUGGUGCUGCUCGACCCGGUGGGCGGCGACGUGGAGACCGUGGGCGCGGGUAAGGCCGCAGGGCCCGUGUGGAGGGAGGAGGCCGAGGCGGGGCCGGAGCCCCAACGGGGCGAGAGCGGCGCGAGCUCUGCGGCCCGGCCUGCGCUGGGCCCCCGCUGCCUGUCCGCGGCCCCCGUCCGGUCCCCGGCCCCGGCUCUAGGCUCGGGCCCCGCGGCGGCCUUCGCGGGUACCAUCACUAUCCACAACCAGGACCUGCUAUUGCGCUUUGAGAACGGCGUCCUCACUCUGGCCACGCCCCCGCUGCCAGCUUGGGAGCCAGGGGUCGGGCCUGCCCCGCAGCCUAGGGAUCAGAUCGUCCCUCAAGCUGGGCUGCCGCAUGCCACACAACCAGGCGACUGCCCAGAGCUGCCGCCUGACCUCCUCCUGGCGGAGCCGGCAGAACCCGCGCCAGCCCCUGCGCCCGAGGAGGAGGCAGAGGGCCAAGCUGCCGCUCAGAGCCCCCGCGGGUCACUGGGCCCAAGCCCAGGCGUGGUGCUAUACCUGUGCCCCGAGGCGCAGUGUGGGCAAACCUUCGCCAAGAAGCACCAGCUGAAGGUGCACCUGCUGACACACAGCAGCAGCCAGGGCCAACGGCCCUUCAAGUGCCCUUUGGGCGGCUGUGGCUGGACCUUCACCACCUCGUACAAGCUCAAAAGACACCUGCAGUCUCACGACAAACUGCGGCCCUUUGGCUGCCCUGCGGAAGGCUGUGGCAAGAGCUUCACCACCGUAUACAACCUCAAGGCACACAUGAAGGGCCAUGAGCAGGAGAACUCUUUCAAAUGCGAAGUGUGUGAGGAGAGCUUCCCCACGCAGGCCAAGCUCAGCGCCCAUCAGCGUAGCCACUUCGAGCCCGAGAGGCCCUACCAGUGUGCGUUUUCCGGCUGCAAGAAGACGUUCAUUACAGUGAGUGCCCUGUUUUCCCAUAACCGUGCCCAUUUCAGGGAACAGGAACUCUUUUCCUGCUCUUUUCCUGGCUGCAGCAAACAGUAUGACAAGGCUUGUAGGCUGAAAAUUCACCUGCGGAGCCACACGGGUGAGAGACCUUUCCUUUGUGACUUUGAUGGCUGUGGCUGGAACUUCACCAGCAUGUCUAAACUCUUAAGGCACAAAAGGAAGCAUGACGAUGACCGGAGGUUCACAUGCCCCGUGGAAGGCUGUGGGAAAUCUUUCACGAGAGCCGAGCAUCUGAAAGGCCACAGCAUAACCCACUUGGGCACAAAACCUUUCGUGUGUCCUGUAGAAGGCUGUUGUGCCAGGUUCUCCGCUCGAAGUAGUCUCUACAUUCACUCCAAGAAACACCUGCAAGAUGUGGACACUUGGAAAAGCCGUUGUCCGGUCUCCACCUGUAAUAAGCUCUUCACCUCCAAGCACAGCAUGAAGACCCACAUGGCCAAAAGGCACAACCUUGGCCAGGAUCUCUUAGCUCAGCUAGAAGCCACAGAUUCUCUUACGCCCAGCAAUGAACUUACCAGCCAGGGACAGAAUGAUCUCAGUGAUGCCGAGAUAGUGUCUCUCUUCUCUGAUGUGCCUGGCAAUAGUUCUGCUGCAGUGUUGGACACAGCAUUAGUGAACUCUGGGAUCUUGACCAUCGAUGUGGCUUCUGUAAGCUCAUCUCUGGCAGGGACCCUCCCUGCUGGUAGUAAUAAUUCCUUAGGGCAGGCUGUGGACCCCCGGGCCUUGAUGGCCACCAGUGACCUUCCUCAAAGUCUGGAUACCUCUCUCUUUUUUGGAACAACGGCAGCCAGUUUUCAGCAGAACCCCUUAGAUACGGAUGAUGUCUCAAGUGCAGCUGCCGGGCCCUUGGGAUCUCUGGGUUCUGUGGCUAUGAAAAGCUCCAGUCCCGAGCCCCAAGCUUUGACACCCAGCAGUAAGUUAACAGUGGACACAGAAGCUCUGACUCCUUCCAGCACCCUUUGUGAAAACAGUGUCUCAGAACUACUGACACCAACCAAAGCAGAUUGGAAUGUACAUCCUGACUCUGACUUCUUCAGACGGGAGGGACAAACCCAGUUUGGAUUCUCCAAUCCAACAGGAAACCAUGGUUCUCAGAAAGAAACAGAUCUUACCACAGUGACUGGCAGCUCAUUUCUGGUAUGAAACAACUGUAUUCAUUCCUCGCCGUGUGGCUUAAUUUUAGUACAUACACUCAGUUCUGAGGAUGUUCUGGAUUAAAUGUUUAAAUACUGUCAGGUUCUUUUGGAUUUGCAAUAGAACACAGCCCUGGACUACUAGUUUGGGGAUCUUUAGUCUGGAACUGACAAGCUCUGUGGUCCUGAGCAAACCACUUAAUGUAUCUGAUCCGAAUUUACUUAUUUAUAAAAUUAAUUCCUUUUGAUUGGUUUUUGUAGAGUUGAUUCAACUCUGUGAUUCAUUGAUAACAUCCUUUCCUUCAAAAUUAUUAGAAUGUUUUGCAGUUAUGAGGUUGCAUGUGAUUUUUUUUCAAACAUGUAUAAAAAUCGCUGUGUACUAAUUAACACCCAUGUAGUAUUCACCCAUUCUCUUAAGUGUCUGUUUCUUUUGUAUGUAUCCCCUUGAGGUCUUGUUUUUUUCUUGGUGUUUUACUGUUUGAAUAAACAGGUUGUUUUACAUGAUUUUGCCUAGCUUUUUAGCUGUUUGUAACUGUUUUCCUAUGGUGGUAUUUAAUUUUUUCGUCAAUUUUGUAGUUGGAUAUGGAAACUUGAUCAGUAUGGGCUGAGUUUUGACAUGAAUGUUUAGAGUGAUUGUGUUUUGUUCUUUCACCAUGUGUCCCUUCCUUGCCUGAUUUUCUCUUUUUGUGAUAUUAGCAGCUGCCUCUGAUUAAUGAAUAAAUUCAUGUUUAUAUGUC
Messenger RNA from Lepus europaeus (European hare), 3242 nucleotides. RefSeq names its product zinc finger X-linked duplicated B (gene ZXDB). NCBI's taxonomy places the organism in Eukaryota, Metazoa, Chordata, Mammalia, Lagomorpha, Leporidae. Gene Ontology annotation, biological process: regulation of transcription by RNA polymerase II. The transcript has a single exon. Gene Ontology annotation, molecular function: transcription coregulator activity. The record is from RefSeq and is a predicted model, not a curated record. Bases 68 to 2515 code for a protein of 815 amino acids. Gene Ontology annotation, cellular component: nucleus.